AUGAGUACAUCCGGCAACCAACGGGUCGCUACUAAGGUCGAUCGGAAACGUAUUACGGACCGCAAAGCCCAGAGAAACCACCGAGAACGUGUCAAAGCAUAUAUCAGUCGCCUCGAGACCACUGUUGAGGAGCUUACCAAAGCAUCCCAGGAGGGCUCUGAAUGCAGUCUACUACAGAAGCUGCAAGAAAAGCAACUCGAGAUAGAACGGCUUAAGGGGGCGAUACGGCAAGCCAAUACAGCCCUGCGAACUGCCCUUGACACGACCUCCGCGUCCAUAACGCGUUCCCCCAUCGCCGAGAUCGUGCCUAGAGAUACCCCGGUAACAGAGAAUAACUCGCCGUCCGUAGCUGAGCAUGAAACGACACAAAGACUCAAUAACCGCAGAAUGCAGAUGGAAUACACGCUCGAGCUAGAAGAUAUAUCUCUCAAUAUGAACCGUGCCAGUCAAUUCCAAAAGAACAAUAAGAGAAAAGAUUUUGCUGCUCCAUAUAGCAAUCUAGCCUGUGGGGAUGGCCAGAUGAAUUACUUCCAGGUUCUGAAUGAGUCCCUGAUUCACGUCCUCAGUGGUGGCCCACUGACAACUUCUGCUGCUGAUGACGAUGACUUGACUAUUCGGGCCAUCUUACACGGAUGGGAUACUAUCAAGGAGGAGAAGCCACUCGACCGUGCCUGGAACUUUCUCAGAGCUCUAGACCAAGGCCUAUUUCACCGCACUGGCCCUGUGGAGCGCCUGGCUAUCUUGCGCCUAAUGCGAUCCAUGCUGAUGGUGGGUCGAAACAAGUAA
Molecule: messenger RNA, 786 nt
Organism: Aspergillus oryzae RIB40
Lineage: Eukaryota; Fungi; Ascomycota; Eurotiomycetes; Eurotiales; Aspergillaceae
Product: bZIP transcription factor
Exons: 1
Coding region: 1-786 (261 amino acids)
Biological process (GO): regulation of DNA-templated transcription
Molecular function (GO): DNA-binding transcription factor activity
Source: RefSeq, a predicted model, not a curated record